Xyrauchen texanus (razorback sucker) is the source of this 1126-nucleotide messenger RNA. Its product is annotated as programmed cell death protein 2-like. The transcript is spliced from 6 exons. The coding region runs from base 44 to 1120 and encodes 358 amino acids. Gene Ontology annotation, cellular component: cytoplasm; nucleus. The record is from RefSeq and is a predicted model, not a curated record. Lineage: Eukaryota; Metazoa; Chordata; Actinopteri; Cypriniformes; Catostomidae.
GUCUUAAUCCUUUUGCUUUGUGCAUGUCAAAGUAGUUUGAUCUAUGGCUGCUAAUAUAGUCAAGGAGUCUGAAGCAACACGUGAAGUAGUGUUGGGCUUCGUAGAGGAGGCAGAAUCAUGGCAGCUCCUUAGUAAACAGUUUCCAAGUAAAGUCGGAGGGAGACCCGCGUGGUUGAGCCAGGUGGAUUUGCCAAGUGUUUCCGAGUUACUGUGUGAGAAAUGCAAACUGCCAACAGUGUUUCUUCUGCAGGUGUAUGCACCAAUUACUGGAUCUGAUCGAUGUUUUCACAGAACACUCUUUGUGUUCUGCUGCAAGACACCAGCCUGUUUUACUGGAAAUGACAACAACUGUUUUAAAGUGUUCAGAUGUCAGUUGCCUAGGAAAAAUGACUUUUACCCCUUUGAUCCUCCUCCUGAUGAGAAGCCAGUGCACCAAGUGGAAGAUCAUCAGGUUCUGGUCACAGGCCUCAAAUUGUGCAGGCUGUGUGGUUGUCUCGGACAGAAAGCCUGUUCUCGUUGUCACUCUGUCACAUAUUGCUGCAAAGAGCAUCAGACCAUUGACUGGAAACACCAUCACAAGAAAGAAUGUGCAAAUGAGGUUUCUCAAAACUCAGAGGAGCCCAAUUCAUUUUUGUUUCCUGAGUGGGAGCUGGUUACUGAACCAGAAGAGCUUCCAGCAAAAGAGAAACCCCAUGAAUCUCACUGUCUGGAUCGGGUGGACGUGGCGUGCUUAAAUAAUGGUUUGGAAGAAAGUGAGCUAGAGAGUAUGGCUUUCCAUGAAACACAGGAAUCGAAAGUGUUUCAGAAGUUUAAGGAGCGCAUUUAUCAUGAGCCACAACAGGUUUUGCGGUAUUGUAAAGGAGGGAUUCCUCUUUGGGUGUCGUCUGAACAUGUGCCACAUGAGGAGGACAUUCCAAAAUGUCCAUGUGGUGCUAAACGUGUUUUUGAAUUUCAGAUCAUGCCUCAGUUGCUUAAUCACCUCAAAGUGGAUAGAACAGAUGCCAGCAUAGACUGGGGAACCGCGGCAAUCUACACAUGUGCUGAUAGCUGCGAACAAGGCAACAAAUAUUUUGCUGAGUUUAUUUGGAAACAAGACUUUUCAGUAGAUCAAGCAGUGUAGAAUUAC